AUGGCUACCGGGCUUUCGACACAUAUGACUAAAAGUCUACAGGGCGUUCUCCCCAAACUUGCGGCCGUUACACAAUCAAAGCCGUCGUCAGCGGACGUCAUUGAUCUUUCUUCUGCGGAAAAUCUGCUAGUUCGAGAUCAGGUUCGGAGCAUUUGCACCGCUGCUAUUCAGAAUCAUCUGACCAGUGAUGUUCUUUCUCAACUUCCGACCUUUGGCGGAGAUGUUGACACGCGCACAGCAUUGGCUUCUUUUUUCAACAACUUCUUCCGACCGGCCAGUACUGUUUCGGUAGACCAGAUAGUCCUCACGGCCGGCGCAGGAAGCUGCAUUGAAGCAUUGGUCCACAGUAUCUGUGAUGAAGGAGACAGUGUCAUUAUCCCAGGUCCAUAUUGGUUCGGCUUCGAACCUUACAUCACUUUGCGUCCAAAAGUCAACAUUAUUACAGCAACUCCUAUAAGUUACGAACAUCACGCUACAGAUAUGCUCGCCACUUUGCGCGCCACGUAUGUCGCUACCGAAAACCCACAACGUAUAAAGGCAGUCAUACUAUGUAAUCCACACAAUCCAUUUUCGCAAUGCUAUCCAGAAAACAUCCUACGCGCGUGUAUGAACUUCUGCCAGAAGCUCAACUUGCAUUUCAUUUCAGACGAGCUGUAUGCGCUGGCUACGAUGAAAUCCACUCAAGAGCAGAGCCCGAAGUUCAUUUCUGCUCUCUCGGUCGCUCCCGAUCCCAAAGAUACCAAUGAGAUGAUAGACCCUAGUCUUGUUCACAUAGUCUGGAGUGCAAGCAAGUUGUUUGGACUCAACGGCCUGAGAAUUCUAUUCGAAGAGUGUGGUAUCGAAUAUCUACCAGCGCACGAAGGCCUGUUUGUCUUUGCGAAACUUGGGAAGAAGGUGAGAAAUGCUGAAGAAGAGAUGAUCUUCUUCGAGAAAUUGAAAAUUGACGGUGUUACGGUAAGCCCAGGCAGGUUUUACAAUGGUUUAAGCACGGAAUUUGGGUGGGCAAGGAUCACAGUGGCUGUGCCAUUGGAGAUUGUUGAGGUAGCCUUAGAAAGGUUGAGCAAAUGCAUUUCGUAG
This is a messenger RNA of Mytilinidion resinicola, 1077 nucleotides long. RefSeq names its product PLP-dependent transferase. Gene Ontology annotation, biological process: amino acid metabolic process; biosynthetic process. The record is from RefSeq and is a predicted model, not a curated record. The coding region runs from base 1 to 1077 and encodes 358 amino acids. The transcript has 4 exons. Lineage: Eukaryota; Fungi; Ascomycota; Dothideomycetes; Mytilinidiales; Mytilinidiaceae. Gene Ontology annotation, molecular function: pyridoxal phosphate binding; transaminase activity.